GACCGCCAGAUGCAGUUCAUCGUGGGCCCCGACGGGCUGCCGCUGCCGGAGGGCAUUGCUCCGCCGCCCCCCACGCUCACCACGGUGACGACCACGACGGGUACGAGCGCGACCUCGACGGCCUUCCACGUCCCAGGGGUCGCUCUGGCGUGGGGCCGGACGUCGACCGCACGCUCACCGCCAAGCCGGGCGAGCUCGAGCAGUGCCAGAUCACGUGGGGCAACGUGACCGGCAUCCACGACGACGCCUUCGGCGGUGGCACUUUGGUGCUCUCCCGGCUCAGCAUGGACGGGGGCGGGGGGGCGUGCGCUCCCUGCAAGCGGGGCGUCAUCUCGGCCAACCCCGGCAACAACCACCAGGAGUUGGAGGUCAUCGCGGCCCACCUGGGCGCCCCCCACCCCUGGAGCUUCGGCGGCGUGGCCAACUCCCCGCUCGUGGUGGGCUGCGGCGCGGGAGCCAAGCACGUGUGCGCCAGGGACAUCCUGGACUGGUACCUCUCCGCGCUGCGGGUGCUGAUCCGGCCCGAGGACGUGUAUUUCUUCGACGACGAGGCGCGGAACCUCGUCGGCUUCGAGAGCUUCGGGAUGAACGCGCGGCAGGUCUCCUGCGGCACGCGCGACGGGCCCCUCGGUCUCUGCGGCGCCCACCCGGACGAGGUCAUGUUGGCAAAGGGGGUAGCGCCCUGCCGGUAG
Molecule: messenger RNA, 692 nt
Organism: Prorocentrum cordatum
Lineage: Eukaryota; Dinophyceae; Prorocentrales; Prorocentraceae
Source: the annotation of a GenBank genome assembly